Rotaria socialis is the source of this 240-nucleotide messenger RNA. The record is from the annotation of a GenBank genome assembly. Lineage: Eukaryota; Metazoa; Rotifera; Eurotatoria; Philodinida; Philodinidae.
AUGUCAAGAAUCGUGCCAACCACGAAAAUGGCCCAGAAGCUUGCUUUAUCGUCGAAGCAGGCUGUUCCUUCAUUAUCAAAUUAUAAAGCGAAGUCAACCGAUAUCUUUGCCAAGAUGGAAGAUAUUAAGGAAAUUCCAUCGAAAAAACGAUUGAAAUCGUCUUCCACUGAAGAACAAAGAUCAAAAUCAGCACAAAUUGAACCAAAACCGUCAGUAAUUCGAAAAUUUCCAGUAAAAUGA